This is a messenger RNA of Trichobilharzia szidati, 178 nucleotides long. NCBI's taxonomy places the organism in Eukaryota, Metazoa, Platyhelminthes, Trematoda, Strigeidida, Schistosomatidae. The record is from the annotation of a GenBank genome assembly.
GCGGUCGAAUCCACAAAUAAAUAGAUUCAUGGAAGAAAUGAAAUUCGGCGAGGAUUAUUACCAAUUACAUAAAUAUCACUUUGUGAAACUUAUUGAGAUUGUUAAGGACAUGACGACAGACCCUGCAUUACCGAUCACUCCAAUUGUGUACCAGGAGAGUUAUGCUGAAGAAUGCGAA